AUGGCGGCUGCAUCUACUUUGAUCGGCAUUGCUUCUGCUUUCUGCGUCCUCGGCCUAGGCCUCAUUCUCAAGUCCUCAUGGAGGGCCUUACUCUUAACCCUGGUUCUGGGUGUCAUCUCCAGCGGCGUCUUUCUCACGGCCCGACACCUUCAAAUCCAGCAGUCCCGUUUGAAGCGACCGAUCCAUUUAUCUGAUGUCGCUGCGAAGAAGCCCGCCAGUCCCAGCUUGCUUAAAGGAGCUUACUUCCUCAUUGUGUUAGGCUCAGGUGGCCACACCAAGGAAAUGCUGGCUAUGAUGGAAAUCAGCUUUCCUAAUGUGCCCGACAUGCACCGACGUUAUCUCAUCUCUAGCGGUGACUCAAUGUCACUCAAACACCUGGGUGCUUUUGAAGACGAGCUCAGAACUAUUCACGGCGAGGGGCAGGUGGGAACCUUUGAUAAACACAUCGUUGCGAGAGCCAGGAAGAUCCAUCAAAGUCUACUUACAACACCCUUCACCGCCAUGAUGUCGGUGGCUCAAAUAUUCCCCUUGCUGCUGUCCUCUCCUUUCAAGGGCCCCAGAAGCCGCCAACAGUUUCCCGACAUCAUUCUCACCAAUGGCCCUGCCACUGGCUUCAUUGUCGGUCUGGUGGCGUACCUCCUCAAGAUGCUCUACAUUGUUCCAGAGGACACCAUGCAGGUCAUCUACAUUGAGUCCUGGGCCAGAAUCCAGACCCUCAGCCUGACAGGGAAGCUGUUUCACUAUACUGGCAUUGCCGACAUUUUAUUAGUCCAGCAUGAGCAAGUAGCUAAGACCUACGGGGUUACCAAUGCAGGUUGCAUGGUUGUGAGAAAGAAGACAUGA
This is a messenger RNA of Colletotrichum fioriniae, 843 nucleotides long. It is a transcript of the gene ALG14, whose product is annotated as UDP-N-acetylglucosamine transferase subunit. Gene Ontology annotation, biological process: dolichol-linked oligosaccharide biosynthetic process. Gene Ontology annotation, cellular component: UDP-N-acetylglucosamine transferase complex. The record is from RefSeq and is a predicted model, not a curated record. Gene Ontology annotation, molecular function: N-acetylglucosaminyldiphosphodolichol N-acetylglucosaminyltransferase activity. Lineage: Eukaryota; Fungi; Ascomycota; Sordariomycetes; Glomerellales; Glomerellaceae.